Molecule: messenger RNA, 2727 nt
Organism: Pteropus alecto (black flying fox)
Lineage: Eukaryota; Metazoa; Chordata; Mammalia; Chiroptera; Pteropodidae
Gene: GRM8
Product: glutamate metabotropic receptor 8
Exons: 11
Coding region: 1-2727 (908 amino acids)
Biological process (GO): regulation of synaptic transmission, glutamatergic; G protein-coupled glutamate receptor signaling pathway
Cellular component (GO): membrane
Molecular function (GO): group III metabotropic glutamate receptor activity
Source: RefSeq, a predicted model, not a curated record
AUGGUAUGCGAAGGAAAGCGAUCAGCCUCUUGUCCUUGUUUCUUCCUCCUGACGGCCAAGUUCUACUGGAUCCUCACAAUGAUGCAAAGAACUCACAGCCAGGAGUAUGCCCAUUCUAUACGAGUGGAUGGGGACAUCAUUUUGGGCGGUCUCUUCCCUGUCCAUGCAAAGGGAGAGAGAGGGGUGCCUUGUGGGGAGCUGAAGAAGGAAAAGGGGAUCCACAGACUGGAGGCCAUGCUUUAUGCAAUCGACCAGAUUAAUAAGGACCCUGAUCUCCUCUCCAAUAUCACUCUGGGUGUCCGGAUCCUCGACACGUGCUCCAGGGACACCUAUGCUCUGGAGCAGUCGCUAACAUUCGUGCAGGCAUUGAUAGAGAAAGAUGCUUCCGAUGUGAAGUGUGCUAAUGGGGAUCCACCCAUUUUCACUAAGCCUGACAAGAUUUCUGGAGUCAUAGGUGCUGCAGCAAGCUCCGUGUCCAUCAUGGUUGCUAACAUUUUAAGACUAUUUAAGAUACCUCAAAUCAGCUAUGCAUCUACAGCCCCAGAGCUAAGUGAUAACACCAGGUAUGACUUCUUCUCUCGAGUGGUCCCACCUGACUCCUACCAAGCGCAAGCCAUGGUGGAUAUUGUGAUGGAACUGAAGUGGAAUUAUGUGUCAACACUGGCUUCUGAGGGCAACUAUGGAGAGAGUGGUGUGGAGGCCUUCACUCAGAUCUCGAGGGAGAUUGGUAGUGUUUGCAUUGCUCAAUCACAGAAAAUCCCACGUGAACCACGACCUGGAGAAUUUGAAAAAAUUAUCAAACGCCUGCUAGAAACACCUAAUGCUCGGGCAGUGAUUAUGUUUGCCAAUGAAGAUGACAUCAGGAGGAUAUUAGAAGCAGCAAAAAAAUUAAACCAAAGUGGGCAUUUUCUCUGGAUUGGCUCAGAUAGUUGGGGAUCCAAAAUAGCACCAGUUUAUCAGCAGGAGGAGAUUGCUGAAGGGGCUGUGACGAUUUUGCCCAAAAGAACAUCAAUUGAUGGGUUUGAUCGAUACUUUCGAAGCCGAACUCUUGCCAAUAAUCGAAGAAAUGUGUGGUUUGCAGAAUUUUGGGAGGAGAAUUUUGGAUGCAAAUUAGGAUCACAUGGAAAAAGAAACAGUCAUAUAAAGAAAUGCACAGGGCUGGAGCGAAUUGCGCGGGAUUCAUCUUACGAACAGGAAGGAAAGGUCCAGUUUGUAAUUGACGCCGUAUAUUCCAUGGCUUACGCCUUGCACAACAUGCACAAAGAUCUCUGCCCCGGAUACAUUGGCCUUUGCCCACGAAUGAGUACCGUUGAUGGAAAGAAAUUGAAGAACAUAUUGAGAAGUGUUAAUAUUGAAGGUAGUGCUGGGACACCCGUCGUUUUUAAUGAAAAUGGAGAUGCUCCUGGACGCUAUGAUAUCUUCCAGUAUCAAAUAACCAACAAAAGUCCAGAAUACAAAGUCAUUGGGCAUUGGACCAAUCAGCUCCAUAUAAAAGUGGAAGACAUGCAGUGGGCUAAUAAAGAACACACUCAACCCGCGUCUGUCUGCAGCCUGCCAUGUAAGCCUGGGGAGAGGAAGAAAAUGGUGAAGGGAGUCCCUUGCUGCUGGCACUGUGAGCGCUGUGAAGGUUACAACUACCAGGUGGAUGAGUUCUCCUGUGAACUUUGCCCUUUGGAUCAGAGACCAAACAUCAACCGCACAGGCUGCCAGCUUAUCCCCAUCAUCAAACUCGAGUGGCAUUCUCCCUGGGCUGUGGUGCCUGUGUUCGUUGCAAUUUUGGGCAUCAUUGCCACCACUUUUGUGAUUGUGACCUUUGUCCGCAAUAAUGACACACCUAUUGUGAGGGCUUCGGGACGAGAACUUAGUUAUGUGCUCCUAACAGGGAUUUUCCUCUGUUAUUCGAUCACCUUUUUAAUGAUUGCGGCACCAGAUACAAUCAUAUGCUCCUUCCGACGGGUCUUCCUGGGACUAGGCAUGUGUUUCAGUUAUGCAGCUCUUCUCACCAAAACAAACCGAAUCCACCGAAUAUUUGAGCAGGGGAAGAAAUCUGUCACGGCACCCAAGUUUAUUAGCCCAGCAUCCCAGCUGGUGAUCACCUUCAGCCUCAUCUCCAUCCAGCUGCUGGGAGUGUGUGUCUGGUUUGUUGUGGACCCUCCACACAUCAUCAUUGACUAUGGAGAACAGCGGACUCUAGACCCGGAGAACGCCAGGGGAGUGCUCAAGUGUGACAUUUCUGACCUCUCACUCAUUUGUUCCCUGGGGUACAGUAUCCUGCUAAUGGUCACUUGUACUGUGUAUGCCAUUAAAACGAGAGGUGUUCCAGAGACUUUCAAUGAAGCCAAACCUAUCGGAUUUACCAUGUAUACCACCUGCAUCAUUUGGUUAGCCUUCAUUCCCAUCUUUUUUGGUACAGCACAGUCAGCAGAAAAGAUGUACAUCCAGACAACAACACUUACUGUCUCCAUGAGUUUAAGUGCUUCGGUGUCUCUGGGCAUGCUCUAUAUGCCCAAGGUUUAUAUUAUAAUUUUUCAUCCAGAGCAGAAUGUUCAAAAACGCAAGAGGAGCUUCAAGGCUGUGGUGACAGCUGCCACCAUGCAAAGCAAACUGAUCCAAAAAGGAAAUGACAGACCAAAUGGCGAGGUGAAAAGUGAACUCUGUGAGAGUCUUGAAACCAACACUUCCUCUACCAAGACAACAUAUAUCAGCUACAGCAAUCAUUCAAUCUGA